Saprolegnia parasitica CBS 223.65 is the source of this 2136-nucleotide messenger RNA. RefSeq lists its product as hypothetical. The record is from RefSeq and is a predicted model, not a curated record. Gene Ontology annotation, molecular function: acyltransferase activity, transferring groups other than amino-acyl groups. Gene Ontology annotation, biological process: lipopolysaccharide biosynthetic process. Bases 1 to 2100 code for a protein of 699 amino acids. Gene Ontology annotation, cellular component: membrane. The transcript has a single exon. NCBI's taxonomy places the organism in Eukaryota, Oomycota, Saprolegniomycetes, Saprolegniales, Saprolegniaceae.
AUGGCCACCGAGUCGACGGCGCUGCUGGCGCCGCACGCGCUCGCGUACCGCCCCGACAUUGACGGCCUCCGGUGCGUGGCCGUGCUGCCCGUCGUGCUCUACCACGCGUACCCGACGCUGGUGCCCGGGGGCUUUACGGGCGUCGACGUCUUCUUUGUCAUCUCCGGCUUUCUCAUUUCCAGCAUUCUCUUUAAGGACCUAUCGCGCGGCGCGUUUAGCUACCAGAAUUUCUACGCACGCCGCAUCCGCCGCAUCUUUCCGAGCUUGCUCGUCGUCCUGGCCGUCGUGCUCGGCCUCGGCGUCGCCUGGUACCUCACGCCGGCGCUGCGGGACAUGGCCGAGACGCUGUACGCAGGCGCAAUCUUUGGCGCCAACAUCCAAGUCCUCUCGCGGAACCAAGGCUACUUUGACGCGAGCACGAAGGAGAACCCGCUCUUGCAUCUCUGGUCGCUCGGCGUCGAAGAGCAGUUUUACAUGGUCUGGCCGUGUGUCACCGCCGCCAUUCUGGCGCUGCCGUACACGUCUGCGCUGACGCUGCAGAUCGUACUGGUGGCGAGCAGCUUUCUGUUGAACGUGGCGCUCUUGCACGCCGAGCACCCGUGGUCGUUCUACUUUCCUUUCUGCCGGUUUUGGCAAAUGGCCACCGGCGGCCUCGUUGCAUUCCGCCAACGCCAGCAAGGCCACAAGACGAGGUAUCCCGGCGCACUCUCAGUCCUCGGGGCGGGUCUGCUGCUCGCGGGCUACGCGUUCUUGGACGAAACGAGCUUGUUUCCAGGUGUCGAUGCCCUUUUGCCAACGCUUGGCGCGGCCUGCCUCGUCGUCGCCGGCCCGUCCGCACUCGUCAAUACGUACGUCCUCAAUCAAGCGCCCGUCGUGUUUGUCGGCAAGAUCAGCUACGCCUUGUACCUCUGGCACUGGCCGCUUCUCGUUUUUGCAAAAGCCCGGUACACAGUCGACGUGUACCGCCCGUUCUACAUGCAGCCGUAUUUUCUGCUGCUGCUCGCGUUUGGUCUCAGCGUUGGGACCACGUACGGCGUCGAGAACGUCGUGCGCAAGCACCGGUCGCCACGCACCGUCCCUCUGCUUGCGCUGAGCAUGGCUCUCAUGGCCAUCCUUGGGCUGGUGGUGUCAUUGUACCCAGGAUUCUUUUCGGGCCCGGCCCGCCUCGCGGCGACGGCACCGGUGGCGACGGCGACGUCAUUCAUUGUUCUCGACGAUGAAGGACAGCCCAACAUUAGCCGCAUGCCACGGCGCGAGCCUCCGACGGUCGCCAAGCUCCUUGCAGCCGACGGCGACUGGGCCCCGAACGACGGGUACGCCCCGCUACCGCGCGGGUCCCAAUUCGGAGAGUACGAGUAUGCGUGGGUGCUCAACCCGGGCGACGACGACAACCUCGUCAUGGUCCUCGGCGACUCGCACGCCGAGAUGCUUCGCCCGCGCUUCAAGUUUCUGUACGACCUCGCACGACGCGCGGGCGACCCGUUUCCAACCAUUGUGUUUUUGGCGCAGGGCGCCCACCCGCCACUGCCGUGCGUCCGUGACCACGCUGGCCACGUGGAGAUUGUGCGCCGGAUGCAGCCCAAGGCACUGCUCUACUCGAGCGACUGGUCGCAGUUCCUUCGACCGAGUGGCGACGGGCUGCACGACGCGCCGCGUUGCUGCGCCGCGGGCUACCGAGACGAUUGCGCCUACCAGAGCUGGGGCGACGUAGCGACCCUGCUGAAAGCCUUUCAAGACGAAAUGACGCGCUUCCAAGACUUGGGCAUAAAUGUAUUUGCGUCCAGUUUGAACCCCGAAGGCCCUCGCUUUCACUACCGCAACAUGCUCGCGGGCGGCGACAUCCGUGCGAUAGCCCCCGUCCGUCUCUCGGCGUACCGCCAAGAGAAUGCCCGACUGCUGUCGCUGCUGGAAGGCGCGAUCCGCGGUGCGAACGCGACGAUCAUCGACUAUGCGCAGAACCAGUGCUACAACGACGUGUGCGAGGUCGUCUCGACGGCCCGCGGCGAGCCGAUUCUCAAGGACGACCACCACUACCGACCGUACUACGCCAAGUACUACCUCAGCGUGCUGGACCAAGUCGUCGACGCAGUGUACAACUAGACGAUACUUGAGUGUUUAUACCAUUAAAAUAUCGCA